UAUUCUGGAGCAGAUUGAAGGAUCUCUCGGCAGAAUGAUAUGGCAGCGCAGGCGCAACCAAAGAAUCUCUGACCAUGCGCAGUUGGAACGAUUGUUGGCAAUCGAAGAGGAAUUUUGAAAUAGCGAAUGGCGCCUAAUAAGUAAUCUUUAUAGCGCUCGUUUUCUGUUUUUGGUUUGAUACAUUUGAAUUUCCUUUGACCGCUCAUCAGUGAAAAUGCCUAAAGUAUUUUUAGAGCGAGGAAUCUCAUGCCAAGAAUUAGAAAAAGGCAUUGAGUUUGAAGUAGAACAUGAAGAAUGUGGUUCAUCUGAUGAUGAAUCCUUCGAUGAUGACUGUUUUACUGACUUCAAACAAGAAAUUGCUGACAUAGAAGGAGAAAGUAAAUUAAGCUUCAAAAGUGGAGCUUGUAUACCAUUUGCAGAACUGAAAACAAAAAUGAAACCUAUAACUGAAGAUGGUCAAAUUAUGAAAGAGAUCAUAAAGCAUGGUUUAGGUAUUGUGAUACCAGAGAAAUCUGUGGUUAUGAUUCAUUAUGAUGCUUAUUUGGAAAAUUCAAAGCUUCCAUUUGAUUCAACACAUCUAAGAAACAGGCCUUAUAAAUUUUUGUUAGGAGAUGGAGCAGUAAUUCCUGGAUUAGAAUUAGCUAUUCAGACAAUGAAGAAAGAAGAAAUAUCUAGGUUUAUUGUUAGCUAUGCAUAUGCAUAUGGUACAAUGGGUUGCCCUCCUCGAAUUCCAGGUGGAGCUGAUAUUUUAUAUGAAGUUGAAAUAAUUAAUUUUUUUGAAAGUAAAGAUGCCAUCGAGUUUGAGGAAAUGUCUUCAGAAGAUCAAAAAAAAGCACCUUUUGAAAAAAUAGUUGCUGUUUUUCAAUGUGAACAUCAAAUGGGCAAUGAACUGUUUCGAAAAAAAAUGUAUAAGCAAGCUAUUGCUAGAUAUCGCAAGGUAGUCAAGUUACUGGAAGAUGUUUCUGUUGAUAAUGAAGAAAAUGAUGAUAAAAGAAAAAAAUAUCUGCUGAAACUUUAUCUAAAUUUAGCUCAAUGCUAUAUAAAUCUUCAGAAUCCACAGAAAGCAGUAAUAUAUUCUGAUUUGGCUCUAAAGAUUGACACAGAAAAUCCCAAAGGUCUUUAUAGAAUGGGUUAUGCUUUGUAUAUGAUGGAAGACUACGGAAAAGCAGAAAGCUACCUAAAUAGAGCAAAAAAGCUAAAGCCAUAUGAAAAGAGUAUAAAUAUUGCCAUUCAGAAACUAGAGAAAAAUCGAAAACAGCAUGAAGAGUGGGAGCGUAUGUUCUGUCAAAACAUAUUUACCACCAAAAAUAAAAACAGUGCAAAGUCCAAAGAAUUAUUGGAAACAGAAGAAUUUCGUAGUGUUGUUGAAGAAGAAAUAAAACAAUUUUUAGAUUCUGAUGAGAAGGAAUACAGGUUUUCUCCUGGUUAUACAGAAAGCCAGAUAGAAGUUGUGAAGCAAUUUGCAAACCAAUAUAAUCUUGCAUUUGUCUCUUUGAUUCAGAAUAAUGAUAAAAUAAUCAAAGUUGCUAAAAGGAAGAUGCCUUCUUAGUACAAUUUUCAAUUUAGUGUUAAUAAUAAAAUUUGAUUUUAUCAUUGUUUUCUUGUAAUUUAAUAAAUAUGGUUUUGAAUAAA
Messenger RNA from Stegodyphus dumicola, 1632 nucleotides. RefSeq names its product inactive peptidyl-prolyl cis-trans isomerase shutdown (gene shu). Gene Ontology annotation, biological process: spermatogenesis; piRNA processing. NCBI's taxonomy places the organism in Eukaryota, Metazoa, Arthropoda, Arachnida, Araneae, Eresidae. Gene Ontology annotation, cellular component: cytoplasm. The record is from RefSeq and is a predicted model, not a curated record. Gene Ontology annotation, molecular function: Hsp90 protein binding; nucleic acid binding; peptidyl-prolyl cis-trans isomerase activity.